UAUUCCCCGUUUUGUCGUUUGCGGUCGGUCACACUGGUUGCAAUAAGAAUUGAAAAAACCGCAUUAAAAAAACUCUGGAAAAAAGUGCACAUAUUUGGCUUUAAAAUAUUGUUAAAUAUUAGUAUAAACAAAAUAAUAGUAAUUAAGUUGUGAAGCAAAGCCGCUUUUACUAUAAAACAACAAAGGCAAGCAGAAUACAAGUGGGAUUACCUCUCAAUGGCCGCCACUACAACAACAACAACAACAACACUAGCAACAACCACCGGCAAUAGCAAUAGCACUAACAACAACAACAUUAUCAUUAGCAGCAACAACAACAACAACAACAAUAAUAAUAAUAAUAAUAGCAACAACAUCAACAACAACAACAACAAUCACAUUGUAACGGUACACACCGUACUAAACACACCCACCAGCAUUGCAGGUGCUGCUGUUAACGUUAACGUCGACGCAGCAACUGUUGCCAUAGCCAAGGAUAUGCUGCAGUUGCAUCAUGGCUCGGCAUCUGCGUUGAAUAACAACAACAAUAACAACAGUCCUGAAUUGGCCGCUAGCAACAACAACAAUAACAGCAGCAGCAGCAGUAGCAAUAACAAUAAUAAUAACAACUCAGUAAACCACCCACCUUCCACAUCCUCCACCAACACCAACACCGCCUCCUCCUCCUCCGUAUCAUCUGCAUCUGCGGAAUCGGGUCCUCCCUAUGGCGAAUUACGGUUCAAUCAGGAAGUGCUCCCCAUUACGGACGCGAUUACCGUCAUUGGACGGAAUUCAUCCACAUCGCUGGUGCACUUCAAUGUGGCCGAAAACAAUUUGGUCUCACGGAAACAUUUCCAGGUGCUCUACAAUCUGGAGCAGCGGGCAUUCUAUGUCCAGUGUCUCAGCAAGAAUGGAAUUUUCGUAGAUGAUUUUCUGCAGCGUCGCAAUGCGGAUAAUCUGCGUCUGCCGCAACGUUGUUAUUUCCGCUUUCCCAGCACGGAAAUUCGUAUUGAGUUCGAGAGUUAUGUACCCGGACCUGGGAAUUACACAACGGAUGCAGCAUCUGUCGGUGCCGCUAUUGGCACAUCACCAGCGGCAGUAAAUGCGGGAAUGGGUGUUGGUGCUGGUGGUGGCCAUGUCAUCAUUACACCGCCGCCGCGUGAUGAGAUGCAGCAACAGCAGCAUCUUCAUCAUCAUCCUAGCCAUCACAGUCAGACGCAGCAUCAGCAGCUGUCACAGCAGCAGCAACAACAACAGCAGCAACAGCAACAACAACAGCAGCAGCAACAUCAACAGCAUCAGCCAGCGCAUCACCUGCAACAUCAGCAGCCAUCUCAUCAUCCACUUCCUCACACACCGCACCCGCUUCAUCAUCAAACAACAGCAACAGCAGCAGCUCUGCAACAUCAACUGCAACCGCAACAACAACAGCGUGGCGGCGGACUGCCUGGAGCGCCGCCUGGCCUUGGUGUGGGGAAUGCGGCUGCCCAUCUCCUGCCUGUCGGUGAUGGAGCCGUUGCCGGCAUCUAUUCACCCCUCAAAAUCUCCAUACCCAAGAAAGAGCAGAAGAGCCCCUAUUUGUCACCAACUGGUACAAUAAGCGCUGCCAACAGUUGUCCGGCUAGUCCACGCCAGGGAUUUCAUCAGAAUCAGCCCAAUAACUAUAAUAAUUACAGUAACAACAAUACGCAGGAUCUGUUCCAAACACCCUCCACAGCCAGUUACAAUCAUAAUGAGAAGCCACCGUAUAGCUAUGCUCAACUGAUUGUCCAAGCCAUAUCCGCCGCACCAGACAAGCAAUUGACCCUUUCGGGCAUUUAUUCAUUCAUUGUCAAACAUUAUCCAUAUUAUCGCAAGGAGACCAAUAAGGGCUGGCAGAAUUCCAUACGACAUAAUCUCAGUUUAAAUAGGUAUUUCAUAAAGGUGGCCCGCUCGCAGGAUGAACCCGGCAAAGGCUCGUUCUGGCGCAUCGAUCCCGAUAGCGGGGCCAAACUGAUCGAUCACAGUUACAAAAAGAGGCGGCAACGUAGCAGCCAGGGUUUCCGACCGCCCUAUGGUAUGCCACGUUCGGCACCUGUCUCGCCGAGUCACAUGGAUAACUCACGCGAGAGCUCACCGCUACAAGAUAUUGUGUUACAAUCGGCACCUGGAUCACCAGGCAUGUCGCUAGAGCAGCGUGCGGCUGAUGCUGAAAUCAUCUACAACUCACAGAAUGCACACCAGCAGCAACAGCAACAUCAGCAGCAGCAACAACAACAACAGCAGCAGCAGCAACAGGCGCAAACGCUGGCCAAUAAUUCCAAUCAAUAUAGUGGCGGCAGUCCUUAUUAUGUAACCAAUCAAAAUUCAACUGUAUCUGUUCAGCAAGCGCAUGUGGAAAGCAGUGGAGCAAGUGGAGGAGGAGGAGGCAGUGGUGGUAGCGGUGUGGGUGCAUUAAUUGCUCUUAAACGGAAUCAUGUAAUGGCCGCACCACAUCCGGCUACAGUAACGCUUCACCAGCAGCAACAACAACAGCAGCAGCAACAACAUCCUGAGAUUAUUUAUGAAGAGUUGCCAACCGAUUACAGUGGUCACAUUGAGGCAGCCAGUGAGGAGGAAUGCGUCACAACUGCCGAUGCUGGAGGUGGUGGAGGAGCUUCUGCCGCUGCUGUUGCUGCGGCCAAAAGACCUAAAUAUGUAUCCGAGGUGCUCUGAUGCGUGCGCAUACAAAAGCAGAAGCAACCCAAAGGCAAAUAAUAGCCAGAGAAACGGCUGUGGCGCCCGCAGAGAGGAAAAUAAUAAACUUACAGAAAGGAAAACAAACAACAAAAAACACACACA
Molecule: messenger RNA, 2799 nt
Organism: Drosophila willistoni
Lineage: Eukaryota; Metazoa; Arthropoda; Insecta; Diptera; Drosophilidae
Gene: FoxK
Product: forkhead box protein K2
Exons: 9
Coding region: 217-2673 (818 amino acids)
Biological process (GO): regulation of transcription by RNA polymerase II
Molecular function (GO): protein binding; DNA-binding transcription factor activity, RNA polymerase II-specific; RNA polymerase II cis-regulatory region sequence-specific DNA binding
Source: RefSeq, a predicted model, not a curated record